AUGAACUUCAUCCUUCUCUUGUUCCUUCUAUGGACCCCGGCGUGGGCCCGAAGAACACUUUCGGCAACGUCCCUCGUUACGUGCAUGGACAACUCCCAGGUCAGCCCCUCGUAUUUCAAAGUGACAUUUGACGCCGACAAUAGAGCCUUGAGGUACAACUUGGACUUGAACUCCGAGAUCUCGGGCAAGGUCAUGGCCCACGUUCAAGUCUUUGCCUACGGUUUCGUCAUCAUCGAAAGAGACAUUGAUAUGUGUGAUAUUGGCUGGAAACAGUUCUGCCCCAUGUACCCUGGGGCGAUGCAGAUCGAGUCUGUCGAGUACAUUGGCAAGAAAGAGGUGGACAUGAUUCCCGGAAUCGCCUACACCGUGCCCGACAUCGAUGCGGUGGUCAAGGUUCUUGUGAGAAAUGCUGAAACGGGCCAGAUAUUGAGUUGCUUGCAGAGUUCCUUCACCAACGGAAAAACUGUGUCUCAGACAGGCAUCAAGUGGGCCACGGCGGUGAUUGCCGGGUUGGGCUUGCUUAUUGCGGCGGUGAUGUCGACGUUUGGCAACUCCAACGCUGCUUCUCACAUCGCCACCAACGCAGUGUCCUUGUUCAUGUAUUUCCAGCUGGUGGUGGUGGUGUCGAUGCAGCACGUGCAAAGAGUGCCUCCUAUCGCCUCUGCCUGGGCAGAAAACUUGGCUUGGUCUAUGGGUUUGAUCAGAACUGACUUCAUGCAGAAGAUCUUUAGAUGGUACGUUCAGUCCACAGGAGGUUCCCCGACUUUGUACUUUAAAAACGUCGACAAGCAAAUUUUGGUGCAACGUGCCCAGGAGAUGGCUUCUCAGAGAUACCAGAGAAGCACAGACAUUUUACCAAGAGAUUUAGAUUUCGCCUUGAAUUCAAACAGAAACUUGCGUGUGCUCAGAGGCAUCAAGAGAAUCGGGUUCAACUCGCACAUCGAGCCUACUUCCAUUGUGGUGACGGGAUUCACGUUCUUUGUGCUUUGUGGUUUCCUUCUCACGGUGAUCUUAUUCUUCUUACGCUCGGGCGCUGUGCUUUUGAUUCGUUACAACGCCAUGAACCCCAACAGAUUCUCUCAUUUGAGAAAGAAUUUCUCGACUAUUUUGAAGGGUGCUUUGUUGAGAUACUUGUACAUUGGCUUCCCGCAAUUGGUGAUCUUGUCUCUUUGGGAAUUCACCGUUCACGACUCUCCCGCGGUAAUUGUCAUUGCUGUGCUCUUCCUAAUCACUGCCUUGGGUAUCAUUGGCUUCUCCUUCUAUCAAACUUGGAGAUACGGUAAGCUCUCCAUCCGGAGACACAAUAACCCUGCUGCUCUUUUGUACGGAGACUCCAAGAUCCUCCACAAGUACGGCUUCUGUUACACCAUGUUUAAUGCGCAAAAGUACUGGUUUGGUGGUGUGAUUAUCGGUUACACCUUGAUCAAGGGCAUUUUCAUUGGGCUUUGCCAGGGCUCAGGCAAAACUUCUACGCUCGUGUUGUUCAUUCUCGAUUUGGCCUACACCAUCUACUUGUUCGUCAUGAAGCCUUACAUGGACAAAAGCACCAACAUUCUUAACUACUGUGUUGCUGUGGUGACCACCGUCAACUCGUUCUUGUUUCUCUUCUUCUCGGAGCUUUUUGGCCAGCCUGCGCAGGUGUCGUCUAUUAUGGGAUGGAUCUUUUUCAUUUUGAAUGCAGCAUUCUCGUUAAUUUUGUUGGUAAUGAUUCUUGUGUUGAUCGGCUUCGCUUUAUUGUCGAGAAACCCAGACUCCAGGUUCGCACCAGCCAAGGACGACAGAACCUCUUUCUUGAGAAAGUCCUCUGUCAAGAGGUCGUCCAGGAACUUGAGAGGCGACGAUAAGGCCAACAACGAGUUGUCCGCAUUAGGUGCUGCUGCCCAGGACCACUCUGAAGACUGGGAGAAUGAAAUGUACCGGUUGAACGAGGCCAGUAACACGUCGGCCUCGUCCAAUGACCACUCUCACGACGACGAGAAGUUCGCUUCUGUCAAUGAGCUUUCAAGUCCCGCUGUGGAAUUGGAGGAACAAGAGGAGGAACCCACUAGUAAGAAGACAGCAGUGGGUAAAUUCAAAGACAAAAUCACCAGAAAACUUUCAAAGAAAGAAGACCGCAAUAUGAGACUCAGCGAUACCAUAAAGGAGGACGAAACUGCGGCGCCUCACCUGGACUCGCUAACACACAUUAACCAGCAUGCUCGAGGCGUGUCCAGCGUCUCUGAGACGGGAUUCUCCGAGUACUCGACCCAACGCCCUACCGAGGGUAAGGAUAUUUUGUAA
Molecule: messenger RNA, 2280 nt
Organism: Candidozyma auris
Lineage: Eukaryota; Fungi; Ascomycota; Pichiomycetes; Serinales; Metschnikowiaceae
Gene: FLC1
Product: flavin adenine dinucleotide transporter
Exons: 1
Coding region: 1-2280 (759 amino acids)
Biological process (GO): fungal-type cell wall biogenesis; transmembrane transport
Source: RefSeq, a predicted model, not a curated record